Schistocerca piceifrons (Central American locust) is the source of this 3764-nucleotide messenger RNA. RefSeq names its product discoidin domain-containing receptor 2-like. Gene Ontology annotation, molecular function: collagen binding; ATP binding; protein tyrosine kinase collagen receptor activity. The transcript is spliced from 18 exons. The record is from RefSeq and is a predicted model, not a curated record. Bases 754 to 3423 code for a protein of 889 amino acids. Lineage: Eukaryota; Metazoa; Arthropoda; Insecta; Orthoptera; Acrididae. Gene Ontology annotation, cellular component: signaling receptor complex. Gene Ontology annotation, biological process: positive regulation of kinase activity; cell surface receptor protein tyrosine kinase signaling pathway; multicellular organism development.
CGCCACCCGCGACGGACGGCGCGAUCUCCCGCUGUCGCCGACGUUGCGGCCGUGGCCGGCGUGGAACGCAUCCGACUAUAUCUGAACCGAUAUUCGCCUAGUGCUGGUAGUCGCAACGCUGACCGCGCUUGGCUUUGUUUUUUUCUACUCAAUCUGUCUCCAGUUUUGGUGAAUCCUUGAAUGGACAAACCGUCAACUACCAAGCGCAGAUUUACUGUGCCAUAAUUCAGAUUCCAUCUGCCGAGCAGUAGCAUAAACUGUAACAUCAGCGGACCGCUCUCCGAAAGCCGCCACAACAUAAAUUGCUUCAUCCAUACAUCGCCACACACUCUUCAGUUUAUGCCAUUUCCGAACAUAUACACAUUAAUACGAAGUACAAAUUCAGUGAACGAUGGCUAGUUACUUUGAACAUUGCCAGUCGUGUGCUACAACACUAUAGGGAUAUACUGUUUUUAGGGGGUUUUUGUUCAAAACAUCUGCUUCUAAUCUGAAUGUAUCUUGGCGUCGGACUGCUGAGGAAAAACAGAAUACAGUAACGUGAUGUAACUAAAGCCUUGACAGUUAUGAUCUCUUCUACUUUUGCUUCUUCAAAGAAUUCCAAACAUGACACAGGCACAGAAAGAGAAUAAGCUCUAAUUAGAUGAUCGAUUUCGAAAUGUGGAAUUAAAACGGUGGUAACAUCUGGACUUUCUCAACCAUCAACCAGUAGUUGUGUGGUGGCGCCAUCGGCGGUGGCUGCUGGUCUGCUGUGGGAUGCUGGUAGCGAGUAUGCGGCCGGCGGCGCAGCUGCAGCAGCAGCUGACCACGGCUCUGAUGGUCACACUACUCGGAGCAGCAAUGGCGCAACAAGGUGACUGCGAUGCGCCGCUUGGCCUCGAGUCUGGGGCCAUUCCGGACUCAGCCCUCUCUGCGAGCUCCAGCUACGUGGGAAGUGUUGGUCCCCGAUACGGCAGACUACGCAGCGAGCGCGGCGGCGGCGCGUGGUGCCCCAAGUCGCAGGUGUCGCGCGGGGUGCGCGAGUGGCUGUCGGUGGCGCUGGCCGGCGUGCACGUGGUGACGGCGGUGCACACGCAGGGCCGCUACGACCACGCGCGCGGCCAGGAGUACGCCGAGGAGUACUCCGUCGAGUACUGGCGGCCCGGCCUGCGCGACUGGAGGACCUACCGCCGCUGGGACGGCAAGCAGAUCCUGAGCGGGAACAGCGACACGGCCACGGUGGUGACGCAGCGCCUGCUGCCCGCCAUCUUCGCCAGCCAGCUGCGGGUGCUGCCCUACAGCGUCCACCGCAGGACCGUCUGCCUGCGCCUCGAGCUCUCCGGCUGUCCCGCCACAGGAGGCGUCGUGUCCUACUCGAUCCCAGAGGACACGGUGGCGGUGUCGCAGGAGCUGUCGGACGCCACGUACGACGGGGAGCACCGCGGCGGCAUGCUGGUCGGCGGGCUCGGCCGCCUCGUGGACGGACAGCUGGGCGCCGACAACUUCCGCAUCGACGUCGGAUACGGCAGAGGUAACGCCUGGGUUGGCUGGACUAACGAAUCUUUCCCCAGCGGCUACGUUGACCUCGUAUUCGAGUUCGACCAAGUGCGUAACUUCAGCGCUGUGCAGAUCUUUGCCAACAACUUCUUCCUCAGAGAUGUUCAGGUGUUCCGGCGGGCUCUGGUGUCCUUCAGCGUGGGCGGGCAGGUGUUUCCGGGCCGGCCCAUCAGCUUCACGUACAUGCCGGACAUGGUGCUGGAGAACGCGCGCUACGUCACCAUCCGGCUGCAUGGCCGUCUGGGCCGCUUCGUCAGACUGCGGCUCCUCUUCGCCGCCCGCUGGAUCAUGAUCAGCGAGGUCACCUUCGAUUCAGUUCCUGUGUCGGGCAACUUCACCUCUGAAACUGAUUCUGAUGCGGAGAUCGUUGGACCGGAGGAGCUUUACUAUGAGGAAGAAGAAAUUGUCUCUGAGCAUCUCGAAACGGUUCCCGCGACGGUGAACGUGAACGAGAUACCCGUUGACGCCAAUAUGAAAGACGCCCGUGAGGAGCCCAGUGAGGAGGGAGGCAGCGUGGAGGUGGUGAUCGGCGUGCUGACGGCGGUGAUGCUGCUGCUGCUCGUCGUCUUCGUGGUGAUCCUGGCGCUCAGCAGGAGGCACAAGAUGCAGGCCGGCUCCUCACCCACGCUGCUCAGGAACCCCUUCAGCGGAGUCACCCUCAACAUGAAGGACCUUCUGCUUAGCGUGGUGCCUGGCCCUGCGGGAGGUGCCAUCGUUCCCAGGGAGUGUGCACCGUGCUCGCCGUCCACCACGAUCGGCGGGGACGUCGGCCUCUCAGGCGUCGCCUGUGCCCGCUACGAUACUCUCCCGUCGCACACAGACGCAGUGGAGGUGCAGUCGCUGGUGGUGCGCCUGGACGACGAGUCGGGCGGCGGCGCGGCGCGGCACUUCCACACGCUGCGCCAGACGCCGCCCGCCGUGAGCUGGAACAUCGUGCCCGUGGCGGACCGUCCUUACCGCUGCAAGGAGGCUCCCUCGCUGCCGCAGGUGCCCAGGGAGUGCCUCAGGGUCAUCGAAAGGGUUGGCUCCUGCCACCUGGGAGAGGUGCUGCUGUGCGAGACGGAGGAGCCCGCGCUGCAGGCGGCGGGCGGCGCGUGCCGCACGGUGUUUGCGCGGACGCUGCCGCGCGACUGGGAGGGCGUCGUCGUCGGCGGCGGCGGCGGCGGCGGCGGGAGCGCGCGCGAGCUGCGCAUGCUGGCGGCGCUCAGCGACGAGCACGUGGCGCGGCUGCUCGCCGUGUCGCCGGCGCCCGCGCCCGGCCAGCCCGCCUGGGCGCUCACGCAGUACCCGGAGCUGGGCGACCUGGCUCUCUACCUGCAGUACCACGCCGCCACCAGGCCGCCCCUCAGCAUUGAGUGCCUUACCUCCAUGGCAACGCAGAUAGCGUCUGGAAUGAAGUACCUGGAAUCAAGAAACCUCGUUCACAAAGAUCUGGCUGCAAGAAAUUGCUUGCUCGGCCGCGGGUACGUAGUGAAAGUCGCAGACCUGGCUAUGGGCUGCGACCUCUACAAGAAGGACUACUACCAAGUUGGUGGACCUGCUCCAGUUCCAAUCCGGUGGUUGCCUUGGGAGAGCAUACUACUGGACCGGUACACGCCAGCGAGCAGCGUGUGGGCUUUCGGCGUGACGCUCUGGGAGAUCCUGAGUCUGGCGGGUGAGCGACCUUUCCAGCACCUGUCCAACGAGGAGGUCAUCCAGAACGCUGAGCACAUGUACUACGGCAGCGAGUUGCAGGUAUUCCUUCCCAAACCAACAAUUUGUCCACCAGAACUGUAUGACCUGAUGUGCGACUGCUGGAAGAGAGACGAAACAGUACGACCUAGGUUCAAAGAGAUCUACCUUUUUCUGAAAUACAGAAACUCUGUCCAUCCAGUUGAGUACAGGGAGUGACCUCACACCCAAAGUUGCGUGAAAUUAGAGUAAUGGGGCCACCAUGAUUUCAGAAUGUUAUUCAUUAAAGACUUCUAAUAACGUAUGAACUACAGCUGACGUACUUUGAAUAUAUCGGGAAAAAAGUGUUACUGGGAAGUCGUGAUGGUCUGUGAAAUCCUCGUGACGCUCUAGGAAAAUGAAAAUUUUUAUCACUAAAGCUAAUAUGAGAUACAUUAAUACAUUUUUUAUCACAAUUUGUACUAUAACUUCUUUUGGAAAAAUGUUAUCAAAAAUAUCAGUUACAUGGAUAAUAUGUGUACAGCAAUGGAGGUAGAGACAACAGUAAAUUUUUCACAGAC